Molecule: messenger RNA, 761 nt
Organism: Tarenaya hassleriana
Lineage: Eukaryota; Viridiplantae; Streptophyta; Magnoliopsida; Brassicales; Cleomaceae
Product: 54S ribosomal protein L51, mitochondrial
Exons: 4
Coding region: 54-413 (119 amino acids)
Biological process (GO): mitochondrial translation
Cellular component (GO): mitochondrial large ribosomal subunit
Molecular function (GO): structural constituent of ribosome
Source: RefSeq, a predicted model, not a curated record
AACCACAAGGGCAUUUGGGCGGAGAGAGAGCCAGAGUUCGGGAAGGAGAAAAGAUGGCGCUUAGAGGAACAUGGCAGCUUCAGAAGCUGAUUGUGAGCUACUGUAACUGGGGAGGUAGCAGCCGAGGGAUAAGGGCCUUUAUGGAAGCUCAUCUUCCCCAGUUUAAGGAGAAAAACCCUCAUCUGGAGGUGGUGACCGAUCUUGCCCGUGGACAGCAUCCUUUCUUGAAGGGCUUAUACAGAAACAAGAAUGAAAGGGUGGUCUGUGUGAAGAACAUGGAACCGGAAGACGUCCUCUUAGAAGCAAUGAGGCUCAGGAACUCGUUGGGGAGGAAAGUGGUGAAACUGAGGACGAGGCAUGUGACGAAACACCCGAGCGUGCAAGGCACUUGGUCUACCGAAAUGAAAAUCUGAGGGCUCUCGUCAGGUGUGCAAGUACUCAAAGCUUCUUCUUUUCUUGGUCGUUGAAUGGAUUUCAAGAACUCGGAUACGCUGCCAUUUCUGUGUUCCUAUCGAGAUUGUUAGCAAUGUAACUUGGAUCAGAAUCCAGGUUUGGAUUCCUCCUGUUUUGCAGUUUAUUCAAUAGUUGAAACUCCCUCAUCUCUCUGCUGCCCAGAUGAUAAUAAACUAGAAGCAUUACAAAUCCCGUGACUCUGUUUCCAUUUUAGCAAUUCCAGAAGACAGAACUCGCCGACUGUUACUUGUACUUUUAUAUCAGAUUACUCCAUUGAUAUGGGUGCAACAUACAGUAAUAUCUUGAUA